Molecule: messenger RNA, 2622 nt
Organism: Paramormyrops kingsleyae
Lineage: Eukaryota; Metazoa; Chordata; Actinopteri; Osteoglossiformes; Mormyridae
Product: cytochrome P450 1A1-like
Biological process (GO): hormone biosynthetic process; progesterone metabolic process
Molecular function (GO): oxidoreductase activity, acting on paired donors, with incorporation or reduction of molecular oxygen, reduced flavin or flavoprotein as one donor, and incorporation of one atom of oxygen; heme binding; steroid 17-alpha-monooxygenase activity
Source: RefSeq, a predicted model, not a curated record
UGAUUCCUGAUAUAUUACGAUCUCUUCAAACACUUGCUGAUUUCAUAUGGAAAUAGACAGUUACUUGCGUCACACAGACACUGGCCAAUAGAGCCCCGGGGUCGCUGUAUAAAAGAAACGUAUAUAUAGUACUAGUUCAUUUCAUAAACAGAAACGGGAGGAUUUAUAUUAUUUUCAGCAAAACAACGUAAACCGACGGCAACUGCAGGUUCGCGUUCACCUAUUGUAUCUGAACGCCUACGAUCACAGUACCAAGGAGUGAUACUCCAAGCCUCUUAUAUGAAAAUGGCGCUAAUGAAUCUAUCAAUGGUGGGUUCCAUCUCAGUGUCGGAAAGUCUGGUGGCUAUGGCUACAAUGUGCAUUGUGUUCCUGAUCUUUCGAUUACUGCGCCCAAAAAUCCCAGAGGGUCUUCAACAGCUGCCAGGACCCAAGCCGGUCCCCAUAAUUGGGAAUGUGCUGGAGGUGGGGAGGAAUCCUCACCUUAGCCUAACUGCUAUGGCAGAGCACUACGGUUCUGUCUACCAGAUUCACAUCGGCAUGCGUCCUGUGGUGGUCCUCAGCGGGAUCAAAACUUUGCGACAGGCCCUCAUCAGGCAAGGGGAGGAUUUUGCCGGCCGGCCAGACUUGCACAGUUUCCGUCUCCUACUUGACGGAAAGAGUUUGGCGUUCAGCACUGAUUUAUCCGGAGUCUGGUAUACCCGUCGAAAACUGGCCACCAGUGCCUUGCGCUCAUUUUCCAUCGUAAAGGGCAGCAGCGCUGGCUACUCCUGUAUCCUGGAAGAGCACAUCUGUAAGGAGGGCGAGUACCUAGUCAAGCAGCUCAGCUCUGUCAUGGAAGCAGAAGGCCACUUUGAUCCAUUCCGCUAUAUCGUGAUUUCGGUUACCAACGUGAUCUGUGGCAUGUGCUUUGGCCGGCGGUACCACCACGAUGACCAGGAACUGCUGAACUUGGUGAACAUGAGUGAUGAGGUUGGACGUGUAUUGGGCAGCGGGAACCUGGCUGACUUCAUCCCUUUCUUACGGUUCUUGCCUAAUCACACUAUGAAAGCCUUCCGGGAGAUCAAUGAUCGCUUCACCACUUUUGUGCAGAAGAUCGUCAUGGAGCACUACACCACCUUUAACAAGAAGAAUAUCCGUGACAUCACAGAUUCUCUCAUCAAUCACUGUGAGGACAGGAAGGUGGAUGAAAACUCAAACAUCCAAGUCUCUGAUGAAAAGAUUGUUGCCAUUGUCAAUGAUCUCUUUGGUGCAGGAUUUGAUACCAUAAGUACAGCACUGUCAUGGGCUGUUGUGUACUUGGUUGCUUACCCUGAAUUCCAAGAGAAGCUCCAUCAAGAACUGAGGGAGCGUGUUGGAAUGGAUCGUACCCCACGUCUCAGUGACAAGCCCAAGCUGCCGCUUCUGGACGCCUUCAUUAUCGAGCUAUUCCGCCACACAUCCUUCCUGCCUUUCACCAUCCCACACUGCACAACUAAAGACACAGCACUCAAUGGGUUCUUCAUCCCUAAGGACACAUGCGUCUUCAUCAAUCAGUGGCAGGUCAACCACGACCCUACGAUAUGGAAAGAGCCCUUCUCCUUCUACCCAGAACGGUUCCUAAGCCCCGAUGGAACAGAGGUCAACAAAGUCAUGGCAGAGAAGGUUCAGUUGUUUGGUAUGGGCAAACGUCGCUGCAUUGGUGAGACUAUUGGCCGCAUUGAGGUCUUCCUCUUCCUGGCCAUCCUGCUGCAGAGGCUGCAGUUCCACAAAGUGCCUGGGCAUCCGCUGGACAUGACCCCUGAGUAUGGCCUGACCAUGAAGCAUAAACGAUGCCAGCUGGGUGCCCUCCUGAGGGAGUAGGGGGUGGCAAAGCACUGGUGUCCCACCCACAGAGUUCAUUUGUGAAUAUAAGUCCAAUAAUAUGAGGACAUGUCAUAUUUUUUCCAUCGCUUUAUUCUGAACAUGAUAGAAAGUUGGUUGAAUGUCUAAGAGGUACUACAGAUUUUUGACAGAUGUACAUCAAUGUGUUUCCAUUUUGUUAAUCAGUAGACUUUUGUGAAAUGUUUGUUUUUGCCAGUAAGUGAUUAACGUGGGCAGUGACUGAAAGGGAGACAAAGUGUGCUGUACUUUAGUAUCCAGCACAAAAUAAACUACUGCAGUUGUCGUGCCAGUUCAUCACAAGACACAAGCACAUUAGAGGCAUUGUUUCACUUUGCUGCAUGGGACGAACAUGCAAACUUCAAUCACAAAGCAGGGCUGAGACUCGAAUCUCCAGGCUUUGCAGUGCUGGCUUUUCACUGAGCUACAAAGUCACCCUAUACACAGCCAAUGUGUUUUUUCAUUGUCUCGCUUUGAAAAUGACUUCCUAAUACACAGGUUUUUCCUUUGAUGAGCAGCAAUGAUCAUGUUGCUAAAACCCAUUUUUCUUGUUUGCAAACUGUAUAUAUUAAUACAUUGUAAGCUGUUCCAGAGAAAUAAGUGUAAAUUAGUAAUACUGAAGGCAUUUUGCUAUGUCUGAAAUUUAUCCCAAUAUGUGGUGUAUGUUUUUUUGUGAUUGUAUAUACAUUUUACUACAUUUUGACUGCAAAAAUGUAUUUUGUACUUAAAUACUAUAAGAAACAUUAAAUAUUUUAUGAAACAUUG